CAGACAACGGACUCGAAGUCAAAGCAAUUCGGCCAUUGCAAACCUUAUCAAAGUUAAUUGUUCGCUUCAAAAUGGCAACCCAGCAAUCCUCUUCCUCUGCGGAUGAAGAUUCCUCAUUCAUGAAGAUACUCCACUGGUACAAGCUCUUUGACACCGACGUUCCCCCCCGACUGGGGAUAGAAGUUCGUAAACGCCUACCUUACACCACAUUCUCCGCAUUUUCACUCGGGAUGUUCAUCGGAUCAUCCUAUGGUGGCAAGAAGGCCGCAUACCAAUUCCGCGCAGAAAACGCACAUCGUUUCCCCACGUCGUCGACCGGAUGGUUCCAAUACCAUAAGACCAAGAACUAUACUGCUAUCGUCGGGGCUGUCAAGGAGGGCACAAAGAUGGGCAUGAAGCUCGGUGCUGGGGCAUUUGCUUUCUGUUUAUUUGAAGAGACUGUGGAUUAUGCACGGAAUGAUCGACGGGAUUUUCUGUCUACUGUGACGGCGGGAUUGUCGUUUUCUGGGGUCUAUAGUCUGUUGGCCCGUCACGACAUUUACACUGCUGCACGCACAACGAAGCUUGGGUUGAAGCUGAGCCUUGCUUACGGAUUGGCGCAGGAUGCCCUUGAGUCGUUGAAGGGCAAUAGACCUGCCUAUGUUGACUUUAUGCUGGGGAAUCGCCGAUCUGCGUCCAAGGAUGAGGGCUCUAUGUGAUUGCAAGUUGGGCAACCCUGAGAACCAUAAUUCCGGUUGAUGAAGCACGACCAGUCGUUGCCAUUCGACCUAAGCCCUGCCGCUCGUGUACUGGUUGAAUGGACCGUACAGCCGCUUCAGAGUUAGCUUAGAAGGCAAAUCUGGAGCAAAUAGCUGACAAAACCCAGCUAGACUUGCCGAGAUAUUACAUGCGACUUCGAAGAUGUGUCAGGGAAGGAAGUCGGACAUUCUCUCAAUUCUCCUUCAAUCUCGCCCAGUGCGCUCAUUCCGCUCCUUGGGGACUAUAGGACUGUUGGGCUAUAUCAAGGAGCAGUCCAGGGCAACGCCAGUCAUUUCUUGGCCAUUUCGGUACUUCUUGUAAUCGAUGCAAUAGUGACUGGCAGGAAGGUGCUCUGGAUAUUCCCAUCCCAUCCCAUCUAUGAGGUGUUCUCGAAGAGGAUGAGCAGCUAGCUUUGUGCAGUCUUCCAGGAACAGUAAUAAUGUACAUCUCAUCUUAAUGCAGGAUAUUUGAUGAUUGAU
This is a messenger RNA of Monascus purpureus, 1217 nucleotides long. Lineage: Eukaryota; Fungi; Ascomycota; Eurotiomycetes; Eurotiales; Aspergillaceae. The record is from the annotation of a GenBank genome assembly.